AUGCUUCUCAACUGGCACAUCGGCCUGGCGUGUUUUUGCCUCUCCUUUGUUUCGAUUUGUUUAAAUCUGUUAAUUUUCAUCCCAGUAUUUCGAUUUGCAUUUUUUGGAAAAAGAAGCUCAAUCUAUUUGAUAGCCUUCUUCAACAUCAUCUCCGAUCUUCAACAGCUUUUUGUUGCAUGCUUUCACAGCUCUCUUUCUAUUAUUUUUGGUCGAUAUGUUCUCUCCGGAGCCCGGAUUAACAGUUUUAGUGUGUUUCUUGGGUGGAUUCACAUAAAUGGAUGGUUUAUGGAGAGUCUUGUGCAGCCAGUGAUGGCUCUGAACAGAUUCGUCGUAAUCACUUUAAACCGAAACUAUAUCUUUACAUUCCGCCGAACACUUUUCCUGUUUUUCGUUAUUAUUGCGCUGACAUCAUUUUCAGCUGCAUGCACCCAAUAUUUCUUCCCAUGUUGCGUUAUAAUAGUUGAUAUCGAUAUAAUGUCGUACAUGUUUUUGAGUAUCGACGGAGUUUACUCGUACUCCAACGCUAUUUUGCUAGUUUACAACAUAUUUUGCACGUUACUAUCCACUUUUUGCUACGUGUCUGUGUUAAUUUCAAUCCGGAGAGCAAACAAAAAUGUGGUGAAUAACAUUCAUAGUAACACUAAGAAACAAGAAGCUCGGUACCUAUUCCAAUUUGUGGUCAUCUCAAUUUUCUAUGUGGCCACGUGGAUUUCUUUUGAAACUCUGCCAUAUAUUGUCCCGCCUGACCAACCCAUAUGGUUUUCGUCUGUUCCAUUUUUGCUCACACUUAACUGUUCCUCGAACUCUGUAAUUUUUCUGAUGUACAACUUAGAAGUGCAGAAAUCAUUGAAGUCUUGUUGCUGUGCAAAAAAAGGACCAAACGCUGGUGUGAUUAUUCACGUCGCUUCAAAAAUUACUUGA
Molecule: messenger RNA, 921 nt
Organism: Caenorhabditis elegans
Lineage: Eukaryota; Metazoa; Nematoda; Chromadorea; Rhabditida; Rhabditidae
Gene: srx-5
Product: G-protein coupled receptors family 1 profile domain-containing protein
Exons: 5
Coding region: 1-921 (306 amino acids)
Biological process (GO): G protein-coupled receptor signaling pathway; signal transduction
Cellular component (GO): membrane
Molecular function (GO): G protein-coupled receptor activity
Source: RefSeq, marked reviewed